This is a messenger RNA of Syzygium oleosum, 1400 nucleotides long. RefSeq names its product cyclin-D3-1-like. Gene Ontology annotation, cellular component: cytoplasm; cyclin-dependent protein kinase holoenzyme complex; nucleus. The coding region runs from base 155 to 1270 and encodes 371 amino acids. The record is from RefSeq and is a predicted model, not a curated record. Lineage: Eukaryota; Viridiplantae; Streptophyta; Magnoliopsida; Myrtales; Myrtaceae. Gene Ontology annotation, biological process: regulation of cyclin-dependent protein serine/threonine kinase activity; mitotic cell cycle phase transition. Gene Ontology annotation, molecular function: cyclin-dependent protein serine/threonine kinase regulator activity. The transcript has 4 exons.
UCCACGAACUUAAAAACAGUUCCUUUGUGCCAUUGAGCACCGCGCAGUGGUCGCUCGCUCGCUCGCUCACACUCAGUCCAGAGAGAGAGAGAGGCGCAUUGAGAGAGGGGAUGGUUCGAGUCGAGCAGUGAAGGUCGACGUUUCUCUCUGUGUAAUGAGAGAAGCCCCGGACCUCUUCUUCUCCAGUGGGGUGACGAUGAUGGGUCGUCAAGAAACGCGCCUGCAAAGCCCCGCUUCUCUCUUCGAUUCCCUCUACUGCUCCGAGGAGCCCUGGGAGGCCCAGGAGCAAGAGCUGGGCGACGGGGAUGACGCCGGACACGACCCCGCGACGUUCCUGGUGGACCAAGAUCUGUUCUGGGAGGACGAGGAGCUGACCCGCCUCACCUCCAGAGAGGGAGUGAACCCCCUGCGCCGGGAUCUCGCCACCGACCCCUGCCUCGCCGGGGCUCGGCGCGAGGCGGUGGGUUGGAUGAUGAAGGCGCACGCGCGCUGCGACUUCUCCGCCCUCACCGCCGUGCUCGCCGUCGACUACCUGGACAGGUUCUUGUUCGGGUUCGGCUCGCAGACGGAGAAGCCGUGGAUGACCCAGCUCACCGCCGUGGCCUGUCUCUCUCUAGCCGCCAAGGUGGAGGAGACCCAAGUCCCCCUGUUGUUAGACUUCCAGGUGGAGGAGAGCAAUUAUGUGUUUGAGGCCAAAACGAUACAGAGGAUGGAGCUUCUGGUGCUGUCCACGCUCGAGUGGAAGAUGAACCCAGUGACCCCACUUUCUUUUAUUGAUUAUUUCGCGAGGAGGCUCGGCUUGAAGGGCCAUCUGUGCUGGGAAUUCCUUUGGAGAUGCGAGCGGGUCCUGCUUGCUUCUCUCUCAGAUUGCAGGUCAACGAGCUAUCUUGCUUCUGUAAUGGCUACUGCCGUGAUACUUCAUGUGAUUAAUGGUCUAGACCCUUGUUUGGGACUGCAAUGCCAGAACCAGCUCUUGCCCAUUCUGGGAAUCGAAUCGGACAUGGUGGAUGAGUGCACUAAGCUAGUCUCGGAGCUGGCAAGGGCAAUUCGCGGACACCGAUCGAGCAAGCGCAAGUUCGGAUCGGUGCCCGGAAGCCCGGACGGAGUGGUGGACGUUUGCUUCAGUUCCGAUAGCUCGAAUGAUUCGUGGGCUGUCGCGGAAUCGGUCUCAUCUUCCCCUGAGCCUCUGUUGAAGAAGAGCAGGGCUGAGGAUCAACUUAGGCCAAACUCUGUUACUACUUAUUCAGAAAUUCUCCUCAUUCCUCACUAGUUCACUCUUUCCUAAUUUUGCCAAUUAUAAAGUAUUUUAACUCGUAAUAAUACACACUUCUUUCUCGUCACUCUUUUAUUCAUGCGCAAGUUAAAUUGCCUGACAAUGAAACAUCUCUUUGCUCUGUGAA